Messenger RNA from Phialemonium atrogriseum, 2280 nucleotides. RefSeq lists its product as uncharacterized. The transcript is spliced from 6 exons. Gene Ontology annotation, cellular component: cytoplasm. NCBI's taxonomy places the organism in Eukaryota, Fungi, Ascomycota, Sordariomycetes, Cephalothecales, Cephalothecaceae. The record is from RefSeq and is a predicted model, not a curated record. The coding region runs from base 156 to 2114 and encodes 652 amino acids.
GUAACGCAGGAGCACCUAGGUACCUUCAAGCAGCCCCGCUCGCCCCUCUUUUCGGUCCCUGCCCCUCAUCAAGCUCCACCAGGCGCAAAGCUGGGGAGGGGAGCUUGACACUCGGUAAAGCAGCAAGCAACCUAGAACCGAUUUGCAAGGGAGCCAUGGAUACGUCGUUUCCCCUGUCCCAACACCCCAACGCACAUCGGCAAAUCCAAUAUCACGAAUCGUCCUUCCAGCGCAAUAGCCUGCCAGGGCUGCCCGGCGUGGAAGUCGCAAACACGGAAACAGUCUUCCAUCACGACCUACAGUCCUUCCAGCACUCGUACAACCCCGCCAGCCAGGCAUCUCCUGCGGCUCCUGCUGCUGCUACUUCUGUUACCGGGCCCAAUGGGGCAGUCAACGGCGGCUUUGGGGUCGAUGAUGCCGAGCCGGCCCUCGCCCAGCCAUCGCAGUCAUUGCCUCGGCUGAGGAAUCACCAAGGAGAGCAGCUGCAGUCAUCCCGAAAACACCUUCCACGCGAGCAACAAGCCACCAGCCAGAACGACCAACGGCGGCAACGAACGGGGCCUCAACAGCAGCUGGAGCAACAUGCCGGCAAUGUACUCGACGCCACUAGCCACAGGCAAUGUACCGUCCUCCCCCAGGAGGGAUUGGACGAUAUCCCGGACGGCCCGCCCCGGCCAGCUUUGGAGGACAAGGCGCAAGGGUUGGGCUCUCUCACACCCCGUGUCGAGGAGAUGGCGUCGCACCCUAGUGGUGGAGACGAGGAUGAUGGCGCGAAUACAGAUGGCCAAGCGGGCGCCAAGUUCGUCCUGGACCCCCCGAAUCUGGCUAGGUGGAGACAGAGGCUCUUCGAUCUGGAGGAGAUGGUGGCUCUGGACCAAGAGGAGUUCGAGACGUACUUCCCGCACGUCGACAACGUCUACUCGCACCGCUCGACGCAGCGCUACAAGCGCAAGCCCUUCGUCACGCACUACUGGGAUUGCCGCAUGAAGGGCCGGCCGCCGGGCACACCCAAGAGCGACGACCCAAACAAGAAGAAGCGCAAGCGCCAGGCCCGGCCCCGCGACCUCUGCGACGUCAAGAUCAAGAUCACCGAGUACUUCCCCGGCGCGGUCGUCAGCGCCGCGGACCUGGGCGGCUCCCCUUCCUCGUCGUCCUCCCCGUCCUCCCCGUCCCCGGCGGUCCGCGAGGCGCUGACGAGGGGCGUCGCGGCGCGGCGGCUGUGGACCGUCCAGAGGGUCAACGGGAACGGGACCAACGGGGCCGGCGACGGGAAGCUGGCGGUGCACCAGCACAGCCUGGACAAGAGCGACGAGAUCAAGAAGAGCAGCGUGCAGAGGUGGGUGGCCGCCCGGGAACGGGACGCCAGGAAGGGCAAGCAGAGGGCGCCGCCCGGGUGGAGGGCGACGGGGAGCGCGGCGGCGACGGCGAGGAGGCAUGCUAAGGAGUCGGACCUCAAACUUUAUGCUUCGUGCUUUUGCCCCUUCUCCCAGAGGGUAUGGAUCGCGUUAGAGGCAAAGGGGCUCCCUUAUCAGUACUGCGAGACGGAUCCUUUCAGGAAACCGAAGCCUACUCAGCUUCUCGAGGCAAAUCCGAGGGGGCUCGUCCCUGCCAUCCGCCAGGGGGAAUGGGCUUGCGGCGAGAGCGCCGUCAUCCUUGAAUACCUCGAGGAACUGGACAGUACAGUCCUAUUGCAUCCCACCGACCCGAGGUUGAAGGCAAACUGCCGGCUCUGGAUUGACUUUAUCAAUACAAAGGUAGUCCCGUCAUUCUACGGCCUUCUGAACGCAACAGAUCCGGAUCCACAGAGUAAAGCCAUCGAGAAGCUACAGCGAGACAUUACUGCCCUUGUCCAGGCCGCAGACGAAGAGGGGCCGUUCUUUCUGGGGGAUCACAUGUGUCUCGUCGAUAUACACUUCGCUCCGUUCGCGCUCCGCCUGACUCGCAUCCUCCAGCCCUCCAGGGCGUGGUACCCCGCACCGCCGGAUUCGCGAUGGCAGCGGUGGAUCGACGCGAUAGAAGAGAACGCCCACGUCCGGAAUACCAUGAGCGCGAAUAAUCUUUAUAGAGAUACACUAGAUCUCUUGAUCCAGGGGUGCCAGUCGCAGGCGGAAUAGGGGGUAGGUGAUAUUUACGGGUUUGGUAAAUGUUGGAAACAUAGAUACCCCAAGCUCUGUAUUUAUUUAUUUUUCAAGUGUUUGCAACAAGUUUCUCGGUUUUGUUAGUUGUUAUGCUGUAUUGAAUCAAUCAUAUCAAGGGGCUAGCGGGUUCAGGAGUGAAUGC